AUGGCAGAGGUAGUCCAAGUCUUCCAACUACAGCACCCACUGCUGGGCUGCAUCAACGGUACUGAUGGUGAUGUCGUGGCAUUCCGUGGUAUCCAAUAUGCCACUCUGGAAAAUAGACUGGCAGAAGCGGUCAUCAAAGAUAGCUAUCCCAAAACAAUUGAUGCGACAAAAUACGGCCCAAUAUCGCCGAAUCCUCCAGGCUCAUUCCAACUCGAAAUGAAACUCAUGCAGCAGACCCAGCCUGAUCCAGACUACUUGACAAGCUCUGACAUAGAAGCGUUGAAUCUCAACAUCUGGAUUCCCAAGGGCCGAGAGGGACAGCUUCUACAAAACUUGCCUGUGUACGUCUUCAUCCAUGGCGGUGGUUUCAUCAGUGGUUCUGGGAAUAGCCCACACUAUGAUCUCACGCGGCUUGUUAAACUCUCGGCGGCAAAGGGAACACCGAUUAUUGGUGUCACAGUCAACUACAGGUUGGGCUUACUUGGCCUGCUUACUUCUCAAGAGCUGCGAGAUGCUGAUUUUAAGGCAAAUAACCAGCUACGGGAUCAGCGGGCCGCUUUUCAAUGGCUUAAGAAAUACAUAGAGGGCUUUGGAGGUGACCCAGAGAAUAUAACUGCCUCCGGCGAAAGCACUGGUGGAGUUUGCACCGGCCUGCAUUUACUUUCGCAGGAGUCAUUGUUCAAUAGAGCCUACUUGACAGGCGGGUCGCCUCUUCUGAUGCAAGUAGCUGGGCUGGAGGAACAUGAGAAUCAUUACCGGCAGGUUAUUGAAGCUUUGGGAUUGGCUGCUGCAACCCCCGAAGAACGAAUAUUUGCCCUGCUUGGGACACCAUAUGACGAGCUGUUUACCAGAGUACCUAUGAACAUUGCCUACCGCCCAAUGCUUGAUGGAGACGUGGUCCCAUUUGCGAUGAACCAUGGCAAUGUACAAGACAAGGAAUCCAAGAUUCCGGGUCGACGGUGGUUAAACGGCCUGGUUAUUGGUGAUUGCCAAUUCGAUGCAUCUAGUCUGGCGAUUCUUGCAGGGUUCAAGAAAAGCAAUAUUGCGAAGAAAUUCCCUGAUAUCAUGAGGGCUAGGCUCGGCGACAGCGCCACCACAGAGCGCCUGCUUGCAGCCUAUGAUGCCGACGCUUCCAACGACGACGAGACUGUCUUCACAGGCUUUUUGCGGUUCUCAACCGAUAUUGGAUACUACGCAGCGACCUGUUCCUUCGCGCAGGGCUGGGCUCCCAUAACGCACACAUUCGCAUUCAACGAGCCAAAUCCCUGGUCGGGCAUGUUCCAAGGACAUGCGACCCAUGUAUUCGACAUAGCUAUGCUAUUCCAGAACUUCCAGACAGACCUACCAGCGGCCCAGGUCGAAGCCGGGAGGCAGAUGGCCGCUGACCUCUUUCUUUUUGUCCAUGGAAGGCCACCCUGGGUCACAGCUGGUAAAGGCACUAUGGUGUACGGACCAAGCGUAGUUGGACCUGUGCGCAAUGUGGUUUCCGGUAGACUGCCUGAGGAGGCUGGUCGUCGACGUGCUAUCAUUGAUGCUAGUGAUGCGAUUACCGUAGACGAGAUUGCGGCUGCUCAUGCGGCGUUUAUGGCUAGUGCAUAG
Messenger RNA from Fusarium proliferatum ET1, 1599 nucleotides. RefSeq lists its product as uncharacterized. The record is from RefSeq and is a predicted model, not a curated record. Lineage: Eukaryota; Fungi; Ascomycota; Sordariomycetes; Hypocreales; Nectriaceae. The transcript has 5 exons. The coding region runs from base 1 to 1599 and encodes 532 amino acids.